Trichoplusia ni (cabbage looper) is the source of this 1461-nucleotide messenger RNA. RefSeq names its product trafficking protein particle complex subunit 13. NCBI's taxonomy places the organism in Eukaryota, Metazoa, Arthropoda, Insecta, Lepidoptera, Noctuidae. Gene Ontology annotation, cellular component: TRAPPIII protein complex. The transcript has a single exon. The record is from RefSeq and is a predicted model, not a curated record. Bases 198 to 1406 code for a protein of 402 amino acids.
AUAUUCGUUCGGCUGUCAUGUCAUAACUCAUAUCAUUCUAAAACAGUCAACAGGACGAGUGUUUAUUAAUCAAUACUGUUAUGUUAUAAUUCAAGAAAGCUAAGGGAACUAAAAAAAUAAUUGCCUGAAGAACAUAAAGCGAUCUCUAUAUCUAUAACUAUAUUAGGAGAGUGGAGAUCAAUAUAUAUCGGUAAACAAUGGAUCCCAAAGAAGUGGUCGAACAUUUAGUUGCUUUGAAAGUAAUGAGAUUAACUAAGCCUGCUUUAGUAAGUCCUAAUAUUGUUACCUGCGAUUCGAAAGAUUUGCCAGGUAAUAUUUUAAACAAUUAUCUUAAAGAUGAUGCUACUUCCGUUAAUCAAAUGGAGACUUUAUCGGCAGGUCAGUUUUUAUUGCUUCCUCAAAGUUUUGGAAACAUAUAUUUAGGCGAAACCUUCUCCUGUUAUGUAUGUGUACACAAUGAGACCAACAAUCCUGUGCAAAGUGUGUCAAUUAAAGCUGAUUUACAAACAAACUCUCAAAGGAUCCUACUCACAACUCAACAAAACCUUUCCCCUACAAUGCUUGAUGUGGAUGAGACUUUGAGUGACGUAAUACAUCAUGAAGUCAAAGAUCUUGGGACUCAUAUUCUGGUCUGUGAAGUAACAUACAUGUCUAACUAUAACACACUUGCAUCUUUCCGAAAGUUCUUUAAAUUUGAAGUUAUGAAACCAUUAGAUGUAAAAACUAAGUUUUACAAUGCUGAGUCAGAUGAUGUAUAUCUUGAAGCUCAGGUGCAGAACAUAACUUCAGGUCCAAUCAUUCUGGAACAGGUAUCAUUGGAGAGUUCCCAGCAGUUUGAUGUCAAAUCUCUCAAUGAAAUUGAUGAUGGAGUCUCUGUAUUUGGAGAUGUGACCUUACUUCAGCCUCAAGAAAGCUGCCAGUAUCUCUACUGUUUGACUCCAAGAGAAAACAUUUCAAAAGAAAUAAAACUCUUGGCAGCUGCUAAAAAUAUUGGCAAGUUAGAUAUAGUAUGGAGAUCUAACUUGGGUGAAAAGGGGCGGUUGCAAACUAGUCAAUUGCAGAGAAUGACUCCUGACUAUGGAGAUAUAAGGCUCACAUUUGAAAACUUGCCUGCCAAGAUAUCCACAGAUGAGCCUUUUGAUUUCAAAUGCAAAAUUGUAAAUGCAAGUGAGAGAACCUUAGACUUGAUUCUAAAACUUCGCUCUCUUCAAGAUUCUAGUCUUCUUUGGUGUGGUAUUUCUAAUAAGAAACUAGGUCCCUUGGAACCUGGUCAAGCUUUUAAUGUAACUUUAACAGCUCUUCCUAUUAAUACUGGGCUUUGCAAUAUAUCUGGAGUGUCACUUCUAGACUUAUUUUUGAAAAGAACCUAUGAUUAUGAUGACUUAGCAUCUGUUUAUGUAUAUUGAAAUAAUUUAUUUAGAUGUUGUCAAUGUUAUAAUUAUACAUUAUAUAUCAAAGAAA